Oryctolagus cuniculus (rabbit) is the source of this 1428-nucleotide messenger RNA. RefSeq names its product dual specificity phosphatase 18 (gene DUSP18). Gene Ontology annotation, cellular component: cytoplasm. The record is from RefSeq and is a predicted model, not a curated record. Gene Ontology annotation, molecular function: protein tyrosine phosphatase activity; MAP kinase tyrosine/serine/threonine phosphatase activity. NCBI's taxonomy places the organism in Eukaryota, Metazoa, Chordata, Mammalia, Lagomorpha, Leporidae. Gene Ontology annotation, biological process: peptidyl-tyrosine dephosphorylation.
CGACUGGGCGGGAUGGAGUGGGCUGCGGUGAGCUGAUUCGACGCGGCCUCGCCACCGGGACUGCAGCCGCCCCGGCGCGGUCGCGGGGCGGGUAACCCUGGUGAGCCGUGGGACCGAGGCCGGGAUUUCGCCAAAGGCCCAGCAUAACGUGGGACCAUCGCUAUGGAAACCGGGGCGCUGUACCGGCGGGGACUGUGGCUCCGGGACCGUGACUGCUCCGCGGCCUCCCCCCAGAGACCCUCGCCCGAGACUCGGCGCCGCGGCCGCUUCCCCAACGAACCCGCCAGCCCUCCUGCGGCCGAGAGUUUCCCAAGCAGCCAGAUGCAGGCCUCCCGCCUCAGCGCCUUCUGAGCCCCCGCCUUGAUGAGCGCAGCCUCGUGUGCCUUCCCGGUCCAGUUCCGGCAGCCGUCGGUCAGCGGCCUCUCGCAGAUCACCCGGAGCCUGUACCUCAGCAACGGCUCGGCCGCCAACAACAAGCUGCUGCUGGCCAGCAACCAGAUCACCUCGGUCGUCAACGUGUCCGUGGAGGUCACCAACACGGUCUACGAGCACAUCGAGUACAUGCACGUGCCCGUGGCCGACGCCCCCAGCUCGCUGCUCUACAGCUUCUUCGACCCCAUCGCCGACCACAUCCACGGCGUGGAGCUGAAGCAGGGCCGCACGCUGCUGCACUGCGCCGCGGGCGUGAGCCGCUCGGCCGCCCUGUGCCUCGCCUACCUCAUGAAGUACCACGCCAUGUCCUUGCUGGACGCCCACGCCUGGACCAAGGCCUGCCGGCCCAUCAUCCGGCCCAACGUGGGCUUCUGGGAGCAGCUGGUCCACUACGAGUUCCAGCUGUUCGGGAAGAACAGCGUGCGCAUGCUCAGCUCCCCGGUGGGGCCGAUCCCCGACAUCUACGAGAAGGAGGUGCGCUUCAUGAUCCCGCUGUGAGCCCCGCGGCGGCCGGCCAGGCCAAGGCCGAACUCUACCUUCCGUGGGCGCCUUUCUGUGCGACCAAGAAGAGGAACAAGAAGUGAGGACUGUAGCUUUUAACCUUGUAACCCCGAGUCCAGAGAGGCAGCUCACCCUUAGGAAGCAGUGAAGGGUGGCGGGAGGCAGCCGGUACCCUGGACAGAGAGACCCAGUGCCCAGGGCAGGUGGCGGCCCUCCCGCGGGGCGACCGGCCGGGACCGAGUCUGCCACAGUCGCACCUGGUUUGUUGCCAACGCACAGCCAAAGCCUUAAGCGUCGCGGCACCGGCUGCGCCUGCCAACCUGCCGGAGAAGCGAGCUUUGGGGGUGCUCGGGAGCCUUGGCUGGGGGAGCCCCUGGCCCCUGCCUUCCAUCCCGCUGCCAUGGCCUCACUCUGGUUUUCUAGAUCACACUUACGCAUAAGGUAGUUUUCAGAGAAAGCGUCCCACUGAAUAAAAUUUCAACCAAAAACGCCCAA